GUCCGAGGUUUGCUAUAAAAAGCCUGAGCUGCCUGCCGGACACUCUGUUCUGCUGACCUGGAGACCCCGCCGUCCAACAUGCAGACUCUCCUCCUUGUUGCGCUGCUCGGAUGCCUCGCCGCCGUGUUCGCGGCCCCAGCUGACAGGGUGAAAUGGUGCGUCAAGUCGGACAAAGAACAUGACAAAUGUGUGGCCCUUGCAGCCAAAGUUCCUGCCUUCUCCUGCGUGAAGAAAUCCAACACCAUAGACUGCAUCGUUGCAAUCAAGGCUGGUGAGGCAGAUGCCAUCACUUUGGAUGGAGGGGACAUCUACGCAGCUGGACUUAAGAACUAUGAACUGCAGCCCAUUAUUGCAGAAGACUACGGCACCUCCUCUUCGGACACAUGUUACUACGCCGUUGCUGUGGUGAAGAAGGGCACUGACUUUACCUUUGACCAGCUCAGGGGGAAGAAAUCCUGCCACACUGGGUUGGGGAAAUCUGCAGGCUGGAACAUCCCCAUAGGAACUCUGGUGUCUAUGAAUUUGAUUCAGUGGGCGGGCAUUGAAGAAAAACCUGUGGAGGAGGCGGUGAGCGAGUUCUUUUCGGCCAGCUGUGUCCCGGGGGCAACAAGAGGCAGCAAACUGUGUUCGCUGUGCAGAGGAGACUGCUCCAGGUCUCACAGUGAGCCUUACUACGACUACGCCGGAGCCUUCCAGUGUCUAAAGGAUGGCGCUGGAGAUGUGGCUUUUGUGAAACAUCUUACUGUACCUGAGUCUGAAAAGAACCAAUACGAGCUGCUGUGCAAGGAUAACACCAGAGCGCCUAUCGACAACUAUCAAAACUGCCACCUGGCCAGAGCACCAGCUCAUGCUGUUGUCACCCGCAAGGACCCACAGCUGGCUCAAUUAAUCUGGAAUAACCUCAAUUCAGCAAAGUCUCUUCCAGACUUUAACCUCUUCUCCUCUGAAGCCUAUGCACCUGCCAAAAAUCUGAUGUUCAAGGACUCAACACAGAAGCUGGUGCAGGUGCCCGCAAACACAGAUUCCUUCCUGUAUUUGGGUGCUGAAUACAUGAGCAUUGUCCGUUCCCUUAAGAAAGAGCCGACAGGCACUACAUCCAAAGCCAUUAGAUGGUGUGCUGUGGGCCACGCUGAGACGACCAAGUGUGACAGUUGGAGCAUCAACAGUGUGGGGUUGGACACCACCGCCAUUGAAUGCGCAAGGGGUGCCACAGUUGAGGAGUGCCUGAAAAUGAUUAUGAGUAAAGAGGCUGACGCAAUGGCAGUGGAUGGAGGACAGGUGUACACAGCAGGAAAGUGUGGUCUGGUUCCUGCUAUGGUGGAGAAUUAUGAUAACGAUCUGUGCAGCACCACUGGAGACACACCGUCUUACUAUGCUGUUGCUGUGGUAAAGAAGGAUUCGGGGGUGACCUGGGGAAACCUGGAGGGCAAGAGGUCUUGCCACACGGGCGUCGGCAGAACUGCUGGCUGGAACAUCCCUAUGGGUCUGAUCCACCAAAGCACUCAGGACUGUGACUUCACCAAGUUCUUCAGUAGCGGCUGUGCCCCCGGAGCAAACAUCACGUCUCCAUUCUGUACUAAUUGUCGUGGCAGUGGCCAAGCUGUGGGAGAUGAGUAUAAGUGCAAAGCGAGUUCUGAAGAGCAGUACUACGGCUAUGCUGGAGCCUUUAGAUGUCUGGUUGAGGGUGCCGGCGAUGUUGCCUUCAUCAAACAUACAACCGUUUCAGAAAACAGUGAUGGUAAGAGACUGACACUGGCCUGUCUUCAUCUCAAAUAUACACAAGUUUUUUGUUUUUUUUAUAAAACUACCAAACAUUCUUACACCUUUCUUGUCAAAGGCAAUAAUGUAGCACCAUGGGCUAGUGGUGUGAACUCUGCUGACUACCAUCUGAUCUGCCCUGGGAAGAAUCCAGUGCCAGUCACUGAUUACGCCUCUUGUCAUCUGGCUGGCGUGCCCGCCCACGCUGUGGUGACUCGUCCAGAGACCCGAAACGAGGUUGUUAAAGUUCUCCAAGAUCAGCAGGCCAAGUUUGGUAGCAGUGUCAGUGAUGCCACAUUCAAGAUGUUCCAGUCAGAGUCAGGAAAGAACCUCCUCUUCAAGGACUCUACUAAGUGUCUCCAAGAGAUUACAGCUGGAACAACAUAUGCAGGCUUUUUGGGAAAUGACUACAUGAUUGCCAUGAAUUCACUCAGAAAGUGCAGUGAAACCACUCCAGAUCUGGAGAAAUCUUGCACUUUCCAUUCCUGCCAGCAAAAAAACUAGUGGCAACCAUAGACCAUGCUGUGCCUCAUUCAGCCCUCAGCAAUUCGAGCACCAUACCCACUCUUCUCACACUCAACCCAAAAAUUGCAUUGUGUAUUUUCUUACUGAUUGUGUUGUAGACUGUUUUUAGAAGUACAACCAACAAAUGCAUACAUUGCACUAUGGCAACUUAUAAAACAACUAUCCUGUGAUCAAUCAUGUCCACAUGUAGCCAUUUUCAUGCUGAUGAAACAUAAUGUUUCAUUACCUGUUAUUGGAUCAACUAUGUUUCGUCAACACGUGCCUGACUUUUCUCAAAUAAAGCCUUUUUAAUGCUC
Molecule: messenger RNA, 2579 nt
Organism: Perca flavescens (yellow perch)
Lineage: Eukaryota; Metazoa; Chordata; Actinopteri; Perciformes; Percidae
Gene: tfa
Product: transferrin-a
Exons: 16
Coding region: 79-2262 (727 amino acids)
Biological process (GO): iron ion transport; antibacterial humoral response
Cellular component (GO): plasma membrane; early endosome; extracellular region
Source: RefSeq, a predicted model, not a curated record